AUGGGUGGCGAUCUGAACUUGAAGAAGUCAUGGCACCCCGUGCUCAUGUCCAACCAGAAGCGCGUCUGGGAAGAAGAGAAGAAAGCUCUGGAUGAGCGCAAGAAAAUCGACCAAGUGCUCAAGGAGCGCGCCGAAGAACGUCAAAUCCAGGAACUGCAACAGAUGCAAGAGGCCGCUGGCGGCAGGAAGCGUGUCGACAGAGUGGAUUGGAUGUAUGGCGGCCCCGCCGACGGCCAGAAAGGAACGACGGAAGAGAUGGAAGCAUACCUGCUUGGAAAGAGAAGAUUGGAUGGACUGGUCAAGAGAGAUGCGACAGAGGCUAUGCAAAAGGCUGCUGCUGUGGGUCCCUCGGCACUGCAGAUUGCAAACAACCAGAAGGAUAUUGCUGCAAAGGUGCGCAAUGACCCUAUGCUGGCUAUCAAGCAGCAAGAGCAGGCCGCUUUGGAAGCCAUGAUGACAGAACGUUUAGCCAAAUUAGCCGUCAUGCAAUCAAACGCCACAGAAUUGGAAGCGGACCGCAGGAAACGUCUAGCUGAGCUGGAAGAACGUGAUCGCAUACAGAAAGAAGAAGACGACAGGAAGCGAAGCGAAAAGGGCAAGUUUGUUGGUCAGUUGAGGAGCCAGGCUGAUAUGGGUCAAGGUGGUGGUUUGGGAGCCAGAUUGGCUGGUAGGACCGGAUUACAGAGACUUGCUGGAGAUGAGUAG
Messenger RNA from Aureobasidium namibiae CBS 147.97, 705 nucleotides. RefSeq lists its product as uncharacterized. Bases 1 to 705 code for a protein of 234 amino acids. Gene Ontology annotation, biological process: mRNA splicing, via spliceosome. Lineage: Eukaryota; Fungi; Ascomycota; Dothideomycetes; Dothideales; Saccotheciaceae. The transcript has 2 exons. The record is from RefSeq and is a predicted model, not a curated record. Gene Ontology annotation, cellular component: U2-type spliceosomal complex.